GUGGGUGGAAAUGCGCUCACUCCUGGAGGGAGAGGCUGGGUCUGUGGUAUAAUAAAGUGGGGCACAGAGUCAGGGGAAGUGAGUUGUUUUUUGUCCGGGUCCAAAUUUCUUCAUCAAGGUCCAGACUCCAGAGAGAAUCAUAUAAAAAAAUAGCAACAAUAACAAUCAAUACAUAAAAAAGAUUUUGGGGUCCUCUUCAAAAGCAUCUGGCAGGCCGGGUCUGGCCAGCCAUCCGCGUAUUGAUUGCCCCAUGUCUAGGGCAUCUGCAGGGAAGGAGCCAGGAGGGAAUCGGGGCAUGAAAUGGUGCCAAGGCCCAUUUGAAACCUCCCUUCUCGCCCUGACAGGCUGCAGAAUAACGUCUGGAUUGGGAAAUGGCUGCCGUGGAACCAGCUCAGCAGGACCAGGUGCAAUGGGAGAUCACCAUGGCUGGGAUGUGGGGCAAACCCCUUGCCUUGGGGGAAGGUCAUUGUGGGAUACCCAUCCAGCAUCCCAAGAGGGAGGAGAGAGAGGCUGAGGAGCAGAGCCCUGGCUGGCCCUUGUCCCCGCGGACGCCGUCCCAGUCCUGGCUGGGAUGCUUGGAGGGGGAAGAUUCUCCAUUGAGGACGGCGCAGACACCUGCCCGGUCUCGAGAAGGGGCAGACACUGCUGGCCUUGAGCAGGUGGUGCCGUCCCGUGACUGGCCUCAUGGGGACGAGGUUCCUUCAUUCACCCGGGAGGCACUUGAAACCUGCGGCUCCAUGGGGACAGGCCCCACCAGGGGCUGUGCCGAGGGCAAGGCAGCCGUUUCAGAGCAGGCCAGCGAGGAAGCCCAUCGCUUGCAGUUCCGCUCAGGCGCUGCCCGGCCCGGAGAAGCUCCCCGGGAGAUGCUAGCCCGGCUCAGCCAGGCUGCUCGGCUCUGGCUGCGGCCCGGGGAGCGCACCAAGGAGCAGAUCGUGGACGUCGUCGUGCGGGAGCAGUUCCUGGGGGCUCUUCAGGCGGACGUGCGGGCCUGGGUGACGGCGAGGGAGCCCCGCAGCAGCGAGGAGGCGGCUGUGCUGGCUGAAGCCUGCCUGGGGCAAGAGGAGCCGACCCAGCCUGCUCAGGGGGCGGUGACCUUCGAGGAGGUGGCUGUGUAUUUCACGGAGGAGGAGUGGGCUGUGCUGGACCCCAGUCAGAGAGCCCUCUACGGGGACGUCAUGCAGGAGAAUUACAAGAGCGUGACCUCGCUGGCAGGAUUUCUCAUUCACAAACCUGAUGUGAUCUCCUGGCUGGAGCGAGGGGAAGAGCCAUGGGUCUCAGAUCCCCAGGGCUCCGAGGAAAGGGGGAGCCUGAGCGGUGCCUGCAUAGGAUUUCCGGUUUCCAAGCCUGAUAUGAUUUCCCCAUUGAAAGGGGAGGGCGAGCCAUGGGUCCCCAAUCUGCAUGGCUCUGAGGAGAAGGAGAGCCCGCAGGGCGCCUGUGCAGCAGGGGAGGGUCCAGCCCAUGAAAAUGCUCAGCACCAGGGUCCCACACAAGUGGAGCUGCACAGGACGCUGUCCGUGAAAUCCGAAGGGAACGUGUCCUGGAUGCCGACGCAGGGGGAGCCACACCUUAUGUCAUCAAUAAAAUGCGAAGGGAGUCAUGAGCAGGAGGACGUCUGUGCAAGCUGGGGCGGGUUGGAAGGGCAGGAGGGAGCCCAGCCCACUUCCCCCGGGGGAGGCAGCGUGGGCCACAAAUACAUCCAGGUCCUGCUGAGCCUCCAGCCGGAGCAGCAGCAGCAGCGGCCGUGUCCCGAGUGCGGGAAGAUCUUUGUUGACCACGCUCACCUCCUGCGUCACCAGCGGCUGCACGCUCUGGAGAAACCCUUCCCCUGCCCCGACUGCUGGCGAGGCUUCCUGCGGCGCUGCGACCUGUCCGUCCACCGGCGCUCCCACACCGGGGAGAUCCCCUUCCCCUGCCCUGACUGUGGGGAGGGGUUUCUGCGUCGCUGCGACUUGGCCGCCCACCGCAAGAGCCACAUGGGGGAGUGGCCCCACCAGUGCCCCAAGUGCGGGCGGCGCUUCCGCAAGCGCUCCGUCCUGGUCAACCACCAGCGCACCCACCUGCAGGACGAUCGCUACAAGUGCCCAGAGUGCGGCCAGGGCUUCAAGUGGCCGGGCCAGCUGGAAAUGCACCGGUAUAGCCACAUGGAGGAGAAGCGGCACACCUGCUUCAAGUGUGGGGAAAGCUUCAGCCAGCGCUCCCACCUCCUGGCCCACCAGGGCAGCCACCUCGGAGAUGCCCCUUACCACUGUGCCGACUGCGGGAAGGGCUUUGCCCAGCACCCAGACCUCAUCCUCCACCGGCGGAGUCACACCGGUGACCGGCCCUUCCACUGCCCCCAGUGCGGCAUCGGCUUCGGCCGCAGCUCGGACCUCAGGAACCACCAGAGCGUCCACGCGGGCCAGCAGCCCUACAAGUGCCCCCUGUGCGGGAAAGGCUUCCAGGAGAGGGCGCACCUGGCUGCCCAUCAGAAAAGCCACGGCGGGGAGGAUUUCUACCUUGGCCUUGCCGCAGUUUGGACGGGGUGAGCGCCAGCCGGCAUCUGGCUCACCAGUCAGGAGCCAGCAGCAGCCAGUCCUGACCUAGCAACUUCCAGGAGAAGCCUUGAUUGGCACAGCCGCCCGCUGAGCUGCCACUAGGGAGGGGAUUAUCAGCGAGCCGCCUUGUGCCCGGAAGGCCAUUGCUGUUUGUAUUAGAGUACCAUCUACGCCCCAGCGUGCAUCGAAUAAAAUUCCUGCCAGAAAGUGUGUACCAGCAGUACCCAUGCUACUAGAUUGGUAUGGUUUAACUUUGCCACGCUAACCGUUCAGCGUGUCAGCAGUUAUGGUGGGAGGUGGCCUCAGCUCGAGAGGCUUGAUUUAUUUUUGAGAGUUUCAACUCCAAGGGCUCUCUCAUUUUUGAGCCAGGUAAAAGUUUCACCGAGAUAAUACCUGCAUGCUGUGGAGCAGGGACUUGAAAUUUGGUGGGGGUGGGUCACCCUCAUGUCUGGACCCAGCUUUUUGCCACCCCUAUAAAAAAAAAAUCCACCCGAAUCUGCCACAGCUACAAGCUGCCAAACAGCUCGCACAUGCUCAGUAGAAGUGCCUUGAAGAGUUUUGCAACUAAAUGCUGGCAAGAUUCUGUCUGCACUGAGCAUGUGCCAGCCUCACAGCUCUUACAGGCUAACUAAAUCUCCCCCUAAGGGCACAUGCUCAGAGCAGGAUGGUCCGUGUCUGCUCCCUGCAGGAGGAGUGCCCAGCUAAGUUCCCCCUAAGCUGCAUGGCCACACAGCAACCUCUUAAGUGCCGCGGAGUGGAGAGAUGCUUCUCCCCCAGCCCGGGCCUGCUGCAGCCAGGGGAGAGGUGCCUCUCCCCCCCAGCCCAGGUGCUACUGCAGGGAGAGAAAGCUGGGGAGAGUUCUCUCUCCCCGCUGUAGCCCUGGGGCAGCCUGCACCCCAAACCCUCAUCUCCCCGCACUCCAGCCCUGAGCCCCCUCCCACACUCUGAACUCCUUGGCCCCACCCUGCUGCACAUAAAUUCAUUCCGCACAUGCGUGGGAAAAAUUAGAAGGAACGCUGGUGCCCACUAACUAUUAUAUGACACCCACAGGAACUCUCUUGCUCCCCACUCAGUCAUGCGGCUCAGUUUAUGCCCCGACAGUCUUGAGAAGAGGAAGCUAGAUGCUCCCUUUGCUGCAGCCUUGUCUGCCCCCUGUGGCCGCUGCCCCUGCUAGUGGUCACACCAGUGCCAGCACUUGCCCGUGCACCUUCUGUUUGAGUCUCAGGUGGGCACAAGCAAUGCCACAUUACGCCGAACCUCAUCGGUACUAGAAGUGUGCAGCUACGUCCCAUCGCAGACAAGGCCUCAGCCAGGCGUGGAAACUUACUCCGCUUACCUGGCAUUGGGACGGGCCGCAGGAGGAGCCAUCAUGUUAUGCACUCAAAAAGGCACCAGCCGGGGAAAGCUGGGCUCUAGCCCCCUCAGUGCCCUUAAACCAGUCACGAAAGCAGCUCAGGCCAGGUUACACCGGGCAGAGCUGCAGUCCCUCCAAGGGGACGUAGCAGUGCUCAGCCCAAGCACUGCGAAUAUCCAUUAGUGCCGCCAUGAACCACCUACACGGAUUAGCCGUCACUCAGCCCACCCCUGCUGUCCUCACCUGCUGCAGUGGAUGAGGGAGGCUCCUGUUUGGGGCAGCUCUGUUGCCUGCAUAAAGCUGUAUUGCAGGCAGGCAGCAGCGAAAUAUUAACACCACAGGAGCUUUUUCUAUUUGCACAGUGAAUUUUAUUUUCCUACGAAACAGAGCGACGGUUCAGAGACGCAGAGCACUGACGGGGUUACAGAGGCUAGCAUGAAUGCUAGGCUGGAGUUAGAUACAAGCAGAUGGAAAACCCCUCUGGUUAACUUUACCCUGUUGAAUCUGUGUUAAACCAGGGCAACUCCUGAAAUCAAUGGGGUUUAGGGCUGGAAUCAAAUCUGGACUGACUCCUGGAGUCUGCUCUCAAUUGACACUGGAGUCACUCCAGACUGCUGUAACUUGCAGUUGUGCUAGUGUAACUCA
Molecule: messenger RNA, 4533 nt
Organism: Chrysemys picta bellii (western painted turtle)
Lineage: Eukaryota; Metazoa; Chordata; Testudines; Emydidae
Source: RefSeq, a predicted model, not a curated record